Molecule: messenger RNA, 3795 nt
Organism: Pectinophora gossypiella (pink bollworm)
Lineage: Eukaryota; Metazoa; Arthropoda; Insecta; Lepidoptera; Gelechiidae
Product: atlastin-like
Exons: 11
Coding region: 134-1723 (529 amino acids)
Biological process (GO): protein homooligomerization; endoplasmic reticulum organization
Molecular function (GO): GTPase activity; GTP binding
Source: RefSeq, a predicted model, not a curated record
ACGACCUUACGCAGUAACGAGCAGUCUGCUGGUCGCGCCCGCACACAUCGCGCCAAUAUCGCAUUCUACAUUCAAACACGGCGGUAAACACUUUCUUUUUUCACCAAAACACCAACAAACACACCACAGUGCCAUGGCCAGUAAAAUAGAGAGCUUAGAAUCUGGUCGAGGGAUACAAGUGGUGACCCCAGGGCCGGAGCACACCUUCCAACUGGAUGAGGAGGCGCUGACGCAGCUGCUGCUGAAGGAGGACAUCAGGGACCGCAGCGUGGUCGUCAUAUCGGUGGCCGGGGCCUUCAGGAAGGGCAAGUCGUUCCUGCUGGACUUCUUCCUGCGGUACAUGCAUCACAAGUACAACUUGGGAGAGAAAGGCGGGGAAUGGAUCGGUACAGAGACAGACCCACUGACAGGGUUCAGCUGGCGCGGAGGCUCUGAGCGGGACACCACAGGGCUACUGCUGUGGUCGCAGCCCUUCAAAGCCACUCUUGAUAAUGGAGAGAAGGUGGUAAUCUUGCUCAUGGACACACAAGGCACGUUCGACAGUGAGUCCACGGUGCGUGACAACGCCACCGUAUUCGCGCUGUCCACCAUGCUGUCCUCAGUACAGAUAUACAACCUCUCGCAGAACAUCGAGGAGGAUGACUUGCAACAUCUACAGUUGUUCACAGAGUACGGGCGCCUGGCAGCGCAGAGCAGCGAGGGGAAGCCGUUCCAGCGGCUGCAGUUCCUCGUGAGGGACUGGAGCUUCCCCUACGAGUAUCCCUACGGCGCUGUCGGGGGGCAGAAACUGCUGGCCAAGAGAUUGGAGGUGCACGAGGGUCAACACGUGGAGCUGCAGGCGCUGCGGCGGCACAUCGCGUCGUGCUUCGAGGAGCUGGCCUGCUUCCUGAUGCCGCAUCCCGGGCUGCACGUCGCCACCAACCCCGACUUUAAGGGCAGCCUUGCUGAAAUAAGCGCAGAGUUCAAAGAGUCCCUGAAGCAGCUGGUGCCGAUGCUGCUGUCUCCACAGAACCUGGUGCCGAAGCAAAUCGAGGGCCAACAAGUCAAGGCCAAGGACCUGCUCCUCUACUUCAAGGCCUACAUGAACAUCUUCAACGGAACCGAACUGCCUGAGCCUAAGAGUAUUCUGGAAGCCACAGCAGAAGCAAACAACCUCUCAGCAGUGGCGGAGGCGCGUGAAGUGUACGACGUGCUAAUGGAAGAGGUCUGCGGAGGGGCGAAGCCCUACCUGCAGCCGCGGAGGCUGGAGGAGGAGCAUCAGCGCGCGCGCAACAAGGCGCUGCACGCCUUCCACAGCAAGAGGAAGAUGGGCGGUGAAGAGGUCGCGGCUGGGUACCGGGACCAGCUGGUUAAGGAACUAGAAGAAGUAUUCGAGCAGCUCCGCGCACACAACGAGGGCAAAAACCUGUUCCGUAUCGCGGGCACGCCGGCAGUCUUCUUACUGAUGGCGCUGCUGGGGUAUCUGCUGAGCGUGCUGGGCGGCGCGGUGGGGAUACAGACCAUCAUAGCCGUGGGGCAGGCGGUAGCAGUGGCCUCCGUCGUCAUACUGGGCGUGUGGGCUUACAGCAGAAUAACAGGCAAUCUACGAGACCAGGCCGUGCAAAUAGACGAUUAUGCGAAUACUAUAAGAGACUAUUUGAUGCGGCAAGCGUUCGACUCGGUGAGCCACAGAGCGGCGGCGGCGGCCGUCGGCUACAGCGGUGAAGACAAGAAGCGAUCCUAACGCCAUCUCUUGACCACAACUUAUUACUAAUUUAUAGAUACCCACCUGGGCGCCAGGCGAUAUGGACUCGCUAACAAUUCCUUCGAAAAAAGAAAUAAUUGAAAUGCAUUUAUAUUGUUGCAAGAGUGGUGUGGCAUAUGGAAUUCCGUGUACCCUGCCUAUAUCAACAGGAAAUACAAGUGUUAUGUAUGUAUGUAUUGUCAAUGUAUUUAACUUGACCAUAGAGCAACAAUGGCCUACGACUUGAGGAAUAGCCAUCAUAAACAUAAACAGCCUAUAUACAUCCCAUGGUAUAACAAAACCAGCGGGCUAAGCAUCCUAAGCGUGCGACUCUUUCUCGCCUCGACAUACGUCACCCGUCACUCUCUCACAGUAUUGCACAGAAAGAGACAGAUGAUCUCUGUCGCGUCGAGAAAGCUGGAAGUACGGUGCUAAGCCCGCUGGUAAUCCUAUGAAAAGCCGCCAUUUCACUUUCGGAAGUGGGUGACCUGUGAAAAACAGUUUAGGAAAGCGGACCCUGUGAAAAACGGUAGAUGAUGACCUCAAAGCGACUUACCACGCUUAACUGGUGGAAAAUAAAUUUAAAUGUUGAGAAUAAGAGACCAAUAGAGGAAAACUAGAAAUAGGACUUUUAAAACUGUCAAUAAUAGUCUAGUCUUUGUUUUCUAUAAAUAUCUCGCUAUUUUAAUUAAAAAAAUAACUUUAAAGUUUUUGCUAUUAGUUCGCUAGUUUAUUUUACACUAGUAACUAUGUGUCAAAUGGUAAUUAGGGACUUUCCAAUCGGCGUUCCCCAAAAACACGACAGAUGGCGUUGUUGAUUUGUUUCUUCGUUUACUUCUAAUUUCAUAGAUAACAGACAUUAUGCAUAGUGUUGUAAAACCGCUCGAGUCAGCGCCUAAACGCUGGAGUCGACGCUCGAGCAGAUUGCUAAUGCUCAAGUCGGGACUCGACUGAGGCGCUUGACGCUUGAGCAGUGGCUUGAGCGUUUAAGUGAAAAAGUCUAUUCCGAGCGCCGGACUCAGCGCUCGGCUCAAGUUUGGGCGUGAGCGUCUAGAUUGAAUAGUAAUUAAUAAGAGGAAUUGUUAAAAAAGCUAUUAUACAUUAUACGCGAAAUAAAAUGGUUUUAGAUAUAUUUUUUUAUGAUGAAUGAAUUAAAUGAAUGAAAUAUUAAAAUAUUAAUACAACGCUCAGACGCUUGAGCGCGUGACUCGAGCGUAGAAGUCUGAGCCGUCAACGCUCGCAAGCCUUAAACACUCAAGCGGUUUACGCUCGAGUCUAAAACGCUCCAAAGCGUCGACUCAGCGCUAAACGCUCGAUGCUCAGCGCUCAUUUUUACAACACUAAUUAUGCAUCGUUUAGCUUUGUUUUUGGGUGUAAAUGAUGACCGUAUUAAUUACACCAAGGUACAAUUACAACUCCACCCAUUAUUAUUCUGAUCAAAAUAAAGAGAAGCUAUAUAGGUAGGAGCACCAUACAUAAUGUGAUCAAGUAACAAUUAGUUUUUUUUAAAUAAUAUGCUUCUGCUAUUACAUUUUUGAAUAAUUAUGUACCCCAGCAAUGAGAAAAUAGGUUAUAAACGUUAAAAGUGAACAACGCCAUCUAUCGUGUGUUCGGGGAAAGUCUCUAAUUAAAAAAAUAAACCUUUAGAGUAUAUUUUGAAAGGGUUUUACUAUAACAGUGUUACUACAAAACAAAGACUAAAAGAUAAACAAUGUUUAAAAUGUAAUCCGUAUGCGAAAGAAGUCUCGAGAGUCGCGGCGCUACUGUCGCAGAUUUUGCAUAGAAUUAUUAUGACUUGUCAAGUUAGUCUCGUUAAAAUCCGUCGACUUCUUUCGUGGCGCGAAAUAUUAUUUCAAACCUAGUUUAUUUUCAGUUUGUGUUUUGUAGUAACACUGUUAGUACGCUAGUUUAUUUUAGACUAGUAACUAUGUGUCAAAUGUUAAUUCGUGCCGUGAUUAUCUAUGGUGCAUUACUAAAUCUUGAAUGUUGUUAAUAUAUCUUAACUGUUAAGUUUAAAAUAUAUCAUAAUUACUCGCUAAGUUUUCUAAUAAAUUAUAAGACUUAUUAACGUA